AUGAGCUCUUCGCGUGGAAAGUUAUGUACGCCUAGAGCAUUAUUAGCUGUCGAAUCGUUGGACUCUGAUAAUGGAAUUGACUACCUUCCUCUGACUCUUAAGGAAAGUAUCUGGUCGACUUCUUUCAGAUCUAAUCGGUCGUUCAACUCCUUGAAUUCUGCUCCAAUUACACCAGAAUCACCUACUGCUUCUAACUAUAAGAGAAUUCAUACAGGGUCUAUUGGAAGUCCACAUUUAUGCCUCACGUUUAGAACGUACAAAGGCACAGUUUUCACAGUUCCUCCUAACUCUAAGUUCUUUGUUAUUAAAUCGUACAAUAUUCUUGACGUUACUUCCUCGUUUACUCACAAUAUCUGGACUUCCACUGACCUUGGAAACAAAAGGUUGAAUAAAGCUUACGAAGAACUUCUGUUCACUGGCAACAAAGACAAUUGCGGCAAGGUUUUUCUAUUUUUUCUGGUCAACUCCUCGGGCAAGUUCUGUGGGGUUUGUGAGAUGAAAGCUGGCAUUGAUUUUAAUAAAACCAGUGAUAUUUGGAUGGAACAAACUCGCUGGAAAGGUGAAUUCCCAGUUGAAUGGUUGCUCAUAAAGGAUGUUCCCAAUAGGUUCUUUCAGCACCUUAAAAUUCCUUCGAAUGAGUACAAGCCGGUUACGAAUUCAAGAGAUACUCAAGAAAUUCCAUAUGACAUUGGAGUAUCAAUGUUGAAGAUUAUCAGUUCUUUCAAGUACAAUGGAUAG
Molecule: messenger RNA, 738 nt
Organism: Scheffersomyces stipitis CBS 6054
Lineage: Eukaryota; Fungi; Ascomycota; Pichiomycetes; Serinales; Debaryomycetaceae
Product: mRNA-binding phosphate metabolism regulator
Exons: 2
Coding region: 1-738 (245 amino acids)
Biological process (GO): mRNA destabilization
Cellular component (GO): cytoplasm
Molecular function (GO): N6-methyladenosine-containing RNA reader activity; mRNA binding
Source: RefSeq, a predicted model, not a curated record